AUGAUGGUGUUACCCUCCUGGAAUAAUAUUUUUUUCCAACCGUGUACAUGGAUACGUGAUCCCCAAGGUCAACGAAUUUUAAUCAAAGUACAAGAUAUUCCAUUAUGUGCCGUUAAUGAAUGGUUAACAUAUGUUUUAGGAAAAGCACUUGGUUUGCCUAUGAAUGAAGUACAGAUUGCAAUUUAUGAAAAUAAUUUAGCAACUUUACAUACUGAUGCUCAGAAUGAAAAUGAAGAAACUAUUAAAUUUAAAGAUUUACUAAAGAAAAAAGGACAAAUACUGCUGAGCAAAUCAAUAAUGGAACAAAUGGAUAUAUUUGAUCAUAUCAUACAAAAUGCUGGUCGUAAUCAAGGAAAUAUUUUAAUAAUAAUACCAAAAACAGUUAGUAUUGAUGAUGAUAAUGCAAUAGAAGCAAAAAUACGUUUAAUCGAUCAUUCGAGCAGUUUUAGUAUGGGAAGAGUUAGUGGUAUCAAUACCAUGGCCGCUAAGUUUCAUAGUAAUCAUUUGUCAGUAGUUAAGUUUGAUCCAAAACAGAAGUCAAAACAGUUUGAAGAAUAUCUCAACAAACUACCGAUAGAAGAUCGGCCUUUAAUCAGUAAAACAUUAAGUCGUUUUGCAGCCAUUACUAAUGAGCAAUUUGAUAGCUGGAUCACUGAAAUACAAGAUUUCUUAUCGUCUAGUCAAUAUAAUCGUAUAUAUUGUGUUUUACGCCGACAACGAGACAUUGCAAAACGUUAUAUGGCUCAAUGGGAAUAUUCUUCAAAAAUCUUCAAAUCUAAAGUCAAACAAAAUAGUGGAAAAUACUUCAAAGACAAAUGA
Molecule: messenger RNA, 819 nt
Organism: Didymodactylos carnosus
Lineage: Eukaryota; Metazoa; Rotifera; Eurotatoria; Philodinida; Philodinidae
Source: the annotation of a GenBank genome assembly